AUGGGAUGCAAGUGCAGAACCAUGAAUCCUAUCCUGCAAGGUUUUCUGUUUCUACUGCUGCAAGAAGUCAGUACAGCUAUGGAAGAUGAUGUACGAUCCAGCUGUCGUACUGCUCCAAAUGACCUAGUUUUCAUUUUGGAUGGUUCCUUCAGUGUAGGACCGGAUAAUUUUGAAAUAGUCAAAAACUGGAUUAUUAAUAUAUCUAGCAGUUUUGAAAUAGGGACAGCCUUUACACAAGUUGGUGUUGUGCAAUAUAGUGAUGAUCCUUUGCUAGAAAUCCCAUUGGAAGAACAUGGGUCCAAUGAAGACUUAAUGGAAGCAAUGGCAGCCAUCUCAUAUAGGGGUGGAAACACUAGGACAGGAAAAGCCAUAACAUUUGGAGUUAAUAACGUGUUUGCUACCUCGACUAGGGCUGCUAAUACAGUUACUAAAGUGGCAAUUGUACUUACGGAUGGAAAAUCUCAGGAUGAUGUGAAAGAGUCAGCAGAGGAAGCAAGGAAAAGGAAAAUUAUAUUAUUUGCAAUUGGGGUUGGUCAGGAAAUAGAAGAUGCCGAGCUUCAAGCAAUUGCUAAUAAGCCAUCAUCUACCUAUGUGUUCUAUGUAGAGGACUACUCUGGUAUCUCCAGAAUUAGAGAAAUAAUGAAACAGAAACUAUGCGAAGAAACUGUCUGUCCUACAAGAAUACCUGUGGCAUCACGAGAUGAAAAAGGAUUUGAUGUCCUUGUUGGAUUAGAUAUUAGGAAGAAGGCCAGUGGAAUUCAAGGCUCAUAUCAUGGGAAAAAAGCUUACAGGGUUACAGCUCUGACUGAUUUAACAGAAAGAACGAGCGAUAUCUUUCCUGAUGGUCUUCCUCCUUCCUAUGUCUUUGUGUCUACGUUACGAUUCACGAGGCCUGCAACAAAAGAAAAAUGGGAUUUGUGGAGAAUCUUAGCUUUAGAUGGCACAAUUCAAACAGCUGUUACACUGAAUGGAGAAGACAACACCGUGAUUUUUCAUACAACACAAGUGGUGAAUGAUACACAGUCUGUGACCUUCACAUCUGCACUUAUAAAGGCAUUGUUUGAUGAAAAGUGGCACCUUCUGCGAGUCCUUAUAACAGAAAGAGAUGCUACUUUAUAUUUGGAUGAUAAAUUUAUUGAGACAAGACAACUAAAUCCUGUUGUUGGUAUCUUCAUUAGUGGAAAAACACAGAUUGGAAAGUACUUUGGGAAAGAAGCAACUGUACCAUUUGACGUUCAAAAAUUAAGGAUUUACUGUGACCCAGAACAGAAUCAGCGUGAAACUGCUUGUGAAAUUCCAACUACUUGUGACAAUAGUCUUGAUGACAUUUUUGCAACAUCACCACCAUGUACAUGCUCCCCAGGGCCACAGGGCCCUCAAGGAAAAAAGGGAGAACCUGGACUGCCAGGGAAAUAUGGUGAUCCAGGAAAACCUGGUGCAGAUGGUAAGCCUGUGAGUCCUAAAUGGUUUACUCACUUCUUUUUAAAGAAAACUAUUGAAAUCCAGGAUUACCUGGAAAACCAGGAGUACCAGGACGUCAGGGAAUUCAGGGAUCACAAGGAUUUCGUGGCUAUAAGGGGCAAACAAGGUGAUCCAGGUUUACAAGGAUUAUCAGGACAACAAGGCCCCAUGGGUCCUCGGGGCUUGAAAGGAGAACCGGGCCGACACGGUUUUGAUGGUAAAAAGGGUACAAAAGGCGACAAAGGUUCUCAGGGCUAUCCAGGAUUAAAUGGGUUUCCAGGUCGACAUGGUGAAAAUGGAAAAAAUGGCCUACCCGGGAUUCCUGGCACAAAGGGUGAACAUGGAGAAGUUGGUUUACCAGGACUGGAUGGGUCAACAGGACAGCCUGGUAUUCCAGGAAUACCAGGACAUAUGGGUCCAAUGGGUCACAAGGGGAAAGAUGGACAUCCAGGCAAAAAAGGAGAUAGAGGGCCUCCUGGAGCAAAUGGUGAAAUGGGGCUGCCAGGUAAAUCUGGUUCACAAGGAUUACCAGGGCCAAAGGGUGACAAAGGUGAACGAGGACCACGAGGAAUUAAGGGACAAGGUGGCAGUAAGGGUUGGAUGGGAGAACCAGGGUUACCAGGUCAACCAGGACAUUCUGGAAUGCCUGGGAUGAGUGGAAUAAAGGGUUCCAAAGGAAAUGCAGGUGUCCAGGGAAGGCAGGGCAAUAGGGGUAUACCAGGAAUGACAGGGAUGCCAGGGCUACAGGGUCCAAGGGGAUUAGCAGGAUCAAAAGGAGAGAGAGGUGAAUUGGGAUAUCCAGGCACUCCAGGCAUUAAAGGUCAAAAGGGAGAACCUGGCAUUCCUGGUGGAACUGGGUCUCAAGGCCCUAAAGGAAACAAUGGACUUCCAGGAAAACCAGGAGCACCAGGACAAAAAGGAAUUUCUGGCCGAUUCAUUUCAGAUGAAUACAUCCGAGAUAUUUGCAGGGAUGUGCUAAGAACUCAACUACCUUCACUUUUGCAAAACCAAAGAAAUGAAAACUUAUGGUACUGCCAGCAAUGCAAGGGAUCACCUGGCCCUCCAGGCCCAGCAGGAUUACCAGGACUUCCAGGUCCAAGUGGUUUCCCUGGUUUAGAUGGUAACCAAGGUCAACCAGGUUCUUCAGGCUUACCAGGCCCUCCAGGAAUCCAAGGAUUCAUGGGACCCCCCGGUCAGAAAGGUGAGAAAGGUGAGAGAGGAGUCGGAGAUCCUGGACACCAAGGUCUACCAGGAAUGCCAGGGCCUAUAGGCUUGCCAGGAAUUAGUAAAGAAGGCUACCCAGGAAUACCAGGUUCACCUGGAAAAGAUGGAGCUCCUGGAAAAAUAGGCAGGUCUGGACCUCCUGGUCCUCCUGGAACAUGCCAGCCAUUUCUAUGUCAUCAAGCAUUUGGAAGAGAUCCAUUCAGAAAAGGACCAAACUAUUGAAGCUUUAUUGACAUCUAGUAGUACAAACUAAUUUUAUAAUUGUAAGUUUAUAAAAGUAAGUUUAUAAUUGAUCUUACUCAAAAUUGUAUGUAUCAUUGAAAUGUCUGAAAAGUAGUCUCAGGAAGAUUUACACCAGAAACUAUAUAUUAUCAAUCAUCUUUUCAUACUGUUGCCAAAAUGAGAAGAGUAUCAACAGCAUACAAGAAAUCAUUAACUACUUUGUUGUUAGUCUUCAUGCUAGUCUUCUGUUUCAUUUACAUUAUUUGUAUUUGUUGUUUAAUGCAAUGUCAGAGAUGGAGAAGUCAGAAAUUGUAGCAUACGUUAUUGAGCUUUGUUAGCAGUUACGAUAACUUUGAUAAAAUCAUUAUCAAUCCCUCAAUGCUAUGUGCUGCUUUUUAUAUUUGGGCAACUUGAAUCUGAUAUGGCCACCUCCUUUAUGAUGUCAAAAAUUGUAAAGAUGUUCCAAGAAAAAUGUACUCAAAAUGUAAUUUUCCAAAGACAUGUUCUCUUAUUUUAAUGAAACUGUUCUCAUUGCAGUUUAUCAGUAAUUUUAAAGCCAAAAGGGAAAACUAGUUCAUAAAUACUUAGCCAACCAUGCUUUAUUAAAAUAUUGUACAGUAUGUACAGUACUGGUUAUCUUUUACACAACAUCAGCUUGAUUUCUGAACAGUAAAUAUUAGUCUAUAAUUUAAAUAAAUUAAGACUUAUUUAUCUUAAAAUAUGCCUACCUAUCAUACAUUUCUGUAGCAGUUCUCACUGGCUAAUAAUUCUUUGUUAAUAUGGUUUGGAAAUUAAACUAUGUUCAAUUCAAGGUCCGUCUCUUUUUAAAAAAAUUUGGAGGCAUCGACUAUCAAAAAUUUUUCAACUCGCAUGAAUUGAUAUUUUGCACAAUAUUUUCAUUGUCAAUGUUCAUAAUAAGAC
Hypanus sabinus (Atlantic stingray) is the source of this 3828-nucleotide messenger RNA. RefSeq names its product collagen, type XXI, alpha 1 (gene col21a1). The transcript has 29 exons. The coding region runs from base 1 to 2907 and encodes 968 amino acids. The record is from RefSeq and is a predicted model, not a curated record. Lineage: Eukaryota; Metazoa; Chordata; Chondrichthyes; Myliobatiformes; Dasyatidae.